Molecule: messenger RNA, 1628 nt
Organism: Macaca mulatta (Rhesus monkey)
Lineage: Eukaryota; Metazoa; Chordata; Mammalia; Primates; Cercopithecidae
Source: RefSeq, a predicted model, not a curated record
GAGAGAGAGAUGCUGUCUCAAAAAAAAAAAAAAAAAAAUUAAUCCCAGCAGGGAGGGCCAGGGCACCUGUCAGAGCCAACAGGGGUUGGAAUGCCUUGAAGUGGAUCUUGUAAGGGGUGGAGGAGUUAAGUGGGGGGUGAAUUUCAAUAUUUUGCCAACCUGAGCAACUGUACAGGUACAACCAGGUGUUGGGGGUCACAGGAAAAGCACUUUGCUCAAGGUGAGUGUUCAGUGAGUUUUGUUUUCCACAGGAGCCGCCCGGGGGCUCCUCAGGCUGACCCCAGACCCUGGCUGGCCAGGAUGAGGUGUCUCCGGCACCUGCGGCCCAAUGCCACCCUCAUUCUGGCCAUCGUCGCUUUUACUCUCCUCCUCCUCUUCAGUCUGCAACUGUCACCACCCACUCGCAAGGUCCAGGAGCAGCCACCGGACCCCGAGGCCCUGGCCUGGCCCACUCCACCCACCCACCCAGCCCGGGCCCCGUGCCAGGCCAACACCUCUAUGGCCAACCACCCGGACUUCGCCAAGCAGCCGAAGAAUGUUCAGGACUUCCUGCUGUACAAACACUGCCGCGACUUUCCCCCUCAGGACGUGCCACCUUCUAAGUGCGCGCAGCCGGUUUUCCUGCUGCUGGUGAUCAAGUCCUCCCCCACCAACUGGCGCCGCGAGCUGCUGCGGCGCACGUGGGGCCGCGAGCGCAAGGUGCGGGGUUUGCAGCUGCGCCUCCUCUUCCUGGUGGGCACAGCCUCCAGCCCACACCAGGCCCGCAAGGUCAACCGGCUGCUGCAGCUGGAGGCACAGACUCACGGAGACAUCCUGCAGUGGGACUUCCACGACUCCUUCUUCAACCUCACGCUCAAGCAGGUGCUGUUCUUACAGUGGCAGGAGACGAGGUGCGCCAACGCCAGCUUCGUGCUCAACGGGGAUGAUGACGUCUUUGCACACACAGACAACAUGGUCUCCUACCUGCAGGACCAUGACCCUGGCCGCCACCUCUUCGUGGGGCAACUGAUCCAAAACGUGGGCCCCAUCCGGGCUUUGUGGAGCAAGUACUAUGUGCCGAAGGUGGUGACUCAGAACGAGCGGUACCCACCCUACUGUGCGGGUGGUGGCUUCCUGCUGUCCCGCUUCACUGCCACUGCCGUGCGCCGUGCCGCUCUUGUCUUGGACCUCUUCCCUAUUGAUGAUGUCUUCCUGGGUAUGUGUCUGGAGCUCGAGGGACUGAAGCCUACCUCCCACAGCGGCAUCCGCACAUCUGGUGUGCGUGCCCCAUCACAACGCCUGUCCUCCUUUGACCCCUGCUUCUACCGAGACCUGCUGCUGGUGCACCGCUUCCUGCCUUAUGAGAUGCUGCUCAUGUGAUGCACUGACCAGCCCAACCUCACCUGCAGCAAACAGACACGGAUUUACUGAGUCAGCAUCAGGGUCCCCAGCCUCUGGGCUCCUAUUUCCAUAGGAAGGGGUGACACUUUCCUCCCAGGAAGCUGAGACCUUUGUGGUCUGAGCAUAGGUGAGUGCCAGGGAAGGUUUGAUGAGUGAAUAUUCUGGCUGGUGAACUCCUAUACAUCCUUCAAAACCCACCUGGUACUGUUCCAGCAUCCUCUCUGGAUGGCUGGAGGGACUCCAGAAAA